This is a messenger RNA of Trichechus manatus latirostris (Florida manatee), 1206 nucleotides long. It is a transcript of the gene SLC30A8, whose product is annotated as solute carrier family 30 member 8. Gene Ontology annotation, cellular component: plasma membrane. Gene Ontology annotation, biological process: response to zinc ion; response to glucose; zinc ion transmembrane transport. The transcript has 8 exons. Gene Ontology annotation, molecular function: zinc ion transmembrane transporter activity. The record is from RefSeq and is a predicted model, not a curated record. Lineage: Eukaryota; Metazoa; Chordata; Mammalia; Sirenia; Trichechidae. The coding region runs from base 1 to 1110 and encodes 369 amino acids.
AUGGAGUUUCUUGAAAGAACUUAUCUUGUGAAUGACAAGGCCACCAAGAUGUAUGCCUUCACACUAGACAGUGCGGAACUCCGACAGAAGCCCCUGAAUAAAGAUCAAUGUCUUGGAGAGAAGCCAGAGGAGCUGGAGACAGGAGCCUUCUAUCACUGCCACAACAACUUCAAGGCCACUGAGAAUAGGGCAAAGGAACGAGUCCAUGCCAAGUGGAAGCUCUGUGCUGCCUCGGCAAUAUGCUUUGUUUUCAUGAUUGCAGAGGUCGUGGGUGGACACAUUGCUGGGAGUCUUGCUGUCAUCACAGAUGCUGCUCACCUCUUGAUUGACCUGACCAGUUUUCUGCUCAGUCUCUUCUCCUUGUGGUUGUCAUCAAAGCCCUGCUCCAAACGGCUGACAUUUGGAUGGCACCGAAUAGAAAUCCUCGGGGCCCUGCUGUCCAUCCUCUGCGUCUGGGUGGUGACUGGUGUGUUGGUAUACCUGGCAUGUGAACGCCUGCUGCGCCCUGAUUACCAGAUCCAGGCGACUGUGAUGAUUAUCGUCUCAGGCUGCGCAGUGGUGGCCAACGUCAUACUAAGUGUGGUUUUGCAUCAGAGGCGCCCUGGUCACGAUCACAAGGAAGCACAAGCUAAUGCCAGUGUCAGAGCAGCUUUUGUGCAUGCCCUUGGCGAUCUCUUUCAGAGCAUCAGUGUGCUAACAAGUGCACUUAUUAUCUACUUUAAGCCAGACUACAAAAUAGCAGACCCAAUCUGCACAUUUGUCUUUUCCAUCCUGGUUUUGGCUAGCACCAUCACUAUCUUAAAGGACCUCUUCAUCUUACUCAUGGAAGGUGUGCCAAAGGGCCUGAAUUAUGAUGCUGUGAAAGAGCUCAUCUUAGCGGUUGAUGGGGUGGUAUCUGUGCACAGCCUGCAUGUCUGGGCUCUAACAAUGAACCAAGUGAUUCUCUCGGCUCAUGUUGCUACAGCAGCCAGCUGGGACAGCCAGGUGGUUCGGAGAGAAAUUACUAAAGCCCUCUGCAAUAGCUUUACCGUGCACUCAGUCACCAUUCAGAUGGAAUCUCCAGCCGACCAAGACCCUGACUGCCUUUUCUGUGAAGACCCCCGGAACUAGCUCAGUCACUCUGUCAGCUUUCCACGUUUGACAGACCUCUACAUGCUACUAUGCAUUUUCUGGAACAUAAGAAAUAAAGAAUCAAAGGAAGAAAUU